Molecule: messenger RNA, 789 nt
Organism: Paramecium sonneborni
Lineage: Eukaryota; Ciliophora; Oligohymenophorea; Peniculida; Parameciidae
Source: the annotation of a GenBank genome assembly
AGAAUCCAGAGUAAAUGACAACUAUUUUUUCUGGUAAAUUUGGAGAUGAUUUACCAAAUAUAGAGGCUAUACAUAAAAGAUUUUAGGAAAUUUAAAAGUUAGGAAUCAAAAUUUAUGGUAUACAUUUUCAUUGUGGAAGUGGAUCAUCUUCAUUUAGUAAAGUAAAUUAUCAUUAUAAUAAAGGCUAUUGAUUUGGCUAGAGAAUGUAUGAAAAUAGGUAGAGAAUAUGGACAUACAAUGAAAUUACUUGAUGUAGGAGGUGGAUAUCCAACAGGUAUUAUUUAAGAAAAUAUAUUGACUGCUUUGAAAAAAACAAAGGAUGAUCCUUUAGGAUAUGAUGUAAUAGCUGAGCCAGGUAGACAUUUUAGUGCUAACACUUGCUAUCUUUUGUUUAGAGUUAUGGCAAAAAGAAUUAAAUAAGGAAAAUUAUGUUAUCAUGUAAAUGAUUCCUAUUAUCAUUCAUUCAACUGUUUAAUAACUGAUGGAGUUACUUUUGAAAAUUAAAAUGAUUAAUUUUAUGGAGUCUAAACAUCCGAUUUAACUGAUAUAAAUAUUACUGAUCAAUAAAAUGUAUCAAUCUUUGGAAUGACUUGUGAUGGAGCAGAUAUUAUAGCUAACAAUAUUAAACUUCCUAAUAAUAUUGAAGUUGGUGAUUGGUUAUGCAUGGGUGGUAUGGGAAGUUAUACUAUUGGCCCUAAAUCCAAAUUUAAUGGAAUGAAAUGUACAACUAAAGUCUAUAAAUGGGCCUGUAAAAUAAAAGAGUAAGGCUAAAAAUAAUCUUUAAUUUGA